AUGAGAGCUCUUGAGACCGGCAUGGCUGUUCAUCGCGAAGCUCGCAAGAGUGGAUUCGAGUCAGAUGCUUUCGUGGCUUGCGGACUUGUGGAUUUGUAUGCGAAGUGUGGGAAUAUGGAGGAUGCGAGGAGGAUCUUUGAGCACUUCGCCAGCCACGACGUUGUCUCGUGGACGGCGUUGAUACUUGGCUAUGGUGACAAUGGCGAGAACGAGGUGGCGGUGGAGCUCUUCUUGCGCAUGGUUCACCAGGGAUACCAUGCAAACGCUCGGACUUUCGUGGCAGUGAUCAAGGGUUGCAGCAGCCUUGCCGAGGAGGAGCAAGGCGGAAGUGUGAUAAAGUUUCACGCUCUCACCACUGGAAUGGCGAUCCAUCGCCUCGCAGCUGUGAACGGUGGCUGCGAUUCCAGGGACGUUUUCGUGGGGAACACUUUGAUCGACAUGUAUGCAACGUGUGGAACUAUGGUGGAUUUCUGGCGAGUUUUCGAUGCGAUGCUUACACGGGGUGUGGUCUCGUACAACGCAAUCAUGCUGGGCUAUGCCGAGAAUGAUGGCGAGGCUAUGGCGCUCGAGCUACUCGCGGCCAUGCACAGGGAAGAACCACGCGUUGUAGCGAAUAGCUUGAUCUACCUUGCUGCUGUGAAGGCUUGCAAUCACUUGGCAUCGCGAGAAGAAGCCAGGACUUCGAUGGAAGAGCUGUGA
Selaginella moellendorffii is the source of this 699-nucleotide messenger RNA. Its product is annotated as pentatricopeptide repeat-containing protein At3g09040, mitochondrial-like. The record is from RefSeq and is a predicted model, not a curated record. Gene Ontology annotation, biological process: RNA modification. Bases 1 to 699 code for a protein of 232 amino acids. Gene Ontology annotation, molecular function: RNA binding; protein binding. NCBI's taxonomy places the organism in Eukaryota, Viridiplantae, Streptophyta, Lycopodiopsida, Selaginellales, Selaginellaceae. The transcript has a single exon.